This is a messenger RNA of Drosophila suzukii, 589 nucleotides long. RefSeq names its product accessory gland-specific peptide 70A-like. Gene Ontology annotation, cellular component: extracellular region. Gene Ontology annotation, biological process: regulation of female receptivity, post-mating. NCBI's taxonomy places the organism in Eukaryota, Metazoa, Arthropoda, Insecta, Diptera, Drosophilidae. The record is from RefSeq and is a predicted model, not a curated record. Gene Ontology annotation, molecular function: hormone activity.
AUGAAGACCUUGGGAUUACUUUUGGCUCUUGUUUGCAUAGUUGGGUUGGUCAAAUCUUGGGAAUGGCCAUGGCAAGAAGGAAAGAGACCUUGGGAGAAGCCGAAGAACCCGAUUCCAAGCCCAAAUCCUCGUGAUAAGUCGUGCCGUCUUAAUCUGGGUCCUGCUUGGGGUGGAAGAUGCUAGGUGACUUUAUAUAUUAUAAAGAAUUAGAGCUUCAUUUUUCAUAUCUGAAAUUUCUUAAAAAAACCUCCAAAAAGUAAUUUUUAUCGCGUCACAAACGAAAUAAUAUACCCGUCAAAAUGGGAAUAGAAAUACAUAAAGCAAUACAUAUGGUGUUGGCCCAAACUGGAAAUAUUUUAAAAGUAAAUAUAAUUGUAUAACUUUUUUUGCAAGUGCAUAAGUGGCCUCAAAAAUUUCACAGGGAUCUCAUUUCCGUUUUUUCUCAGACCCCAUGUUGAAAUUUUGUUCUCACGCAUUUUAUAUUUAAUUCCUUAUCAAGGCAUUUUCGACAUUGCGGUUCAUUAUACAGAGAACCGAAUACAUUCCUGAGUUAAAGCCUUAAGAUCUAGGCAGAAUGCAUAUAUAUAUG